AAUAAAUGAUUGAUUGGUCAAGUGGCUAAAAGGAACUCCUAACCGAACCCGUGCCGCUGUACAGGGUGUUAAUUAAUCCGGUUUCCUACCUCAACAACCAGCUCGAUUCCUUCUUAGCCAAAGACCGAGAUGCUGCCUGCUCAUUCGGCUCCCGAGGGCGUUCACGAGCCGUUGCUUCUUGCUGCAGCCAUCUUCUUCAGAGAAGGUAACAUGGACAACACCACGGGGGUUCCCAAGCUUAUGUCUCUCCAUUUAUUAGAAGAAAUUACAGAUCGUUUCUCUAAGCACCGGAAACUUGGAGGGGGUGCAUAUGGAGAUGUUUAUCUGGGAGAGCGUAAAGAUGGAGUGAAGAUUGCUGUGAAGGUGCUCAAAGACGUCUUAGACCUUAAUGAUGAGCAAUUUGAAAAGGAGUAUCGCAACCUUGCAAUUCUAGAGCACAAAAAUGUAGUCCGGCUAGUUGGCUCUUGCAAUGAAACCAAGGGAGAAUAUGUACCUCACAAUGGAAGGACAGUUUUUGCUGAAAAGGCUAGGAGGAUGUUGUGCUUCGAGUAUAUGUGCAACGGAAGCCUUGAUACUUUUAUUUAUGAUGAAUCUAAUGCAUGUAAUUGGCAUACACGCUAUGGUGUAAUUAAGGGGAUAUGCGAGGGCUUGGAAUACCUUCAUGAGAAACUAAAACCUGAUCCUAUGUGUCAUUUAGACUUAAAACCAGCCAAUAUAUUGUUGGACGAGAACAUGUCACCAAAAAUCGCAGAUUUUGGCGUGUCAAGGUUGUUCUUAGAAGAAAAAACAAAAAAGACAAACAGUGGUCUAGGAACACUUGGGUACAUACCACCAGAGUACAUAAACGGAGGUUUGAUCUCAACUAAGUUUGAUAUAUUCAGCUUGGGUGUCCUAAUUAUAAAGAUAAUGAUGGGACGAGAAGGCUACUUCACAAUUGAUGAAAUGUCUUCCCAACAGUUUGCUGAUCUCGUACACAUGAACUGGAUGAGUAGGCUACAAGGGCCACAUGCGUAUUCUAUACAAACAAGGAGGUGCAUCGAAAUAGCUCUAAGUUGUGUUGAGAAAGAUCGACGCAAAAGGCCAAGUAUUGGUGUAAUCGUCAGUAAUCUAAAUCAGACAGAGUAUGGAAUCCAGAUUUUUGAGGCACUAAAAAAUGGCUUGGACCACCAGUUGUGCCCUUGCAUUUGCAAUGAGAAUAAGAUGCUGCAUAUCCUCGAAAGCAAAUCGAUCUCUUACCCACUCCAUGUUACUGACAACAGAGGUAGGGUGCACGAAGCAACAAUAACGACUGCUGGUAACACGUCAACCGUUCAGCAGCCGGUCAAACCGAGAAUCAAGAUCAUAGACUACACGGAGGCUGUGGGCUCCAUUACUACAAUAGAUAUACAUUCAACAAAGCCCUGGAUAUUGGUUGGUCAUUACAAUGGGAAUGUCUCUAUUUGGAACCAUCAUAACCAGACAAAAGUGAUGACAUUUCGGGUUAAAACAGGACUGUUGACAUUCGGAGAUAAAAGAUACAUUUGGACAGCUAAAUUCGUUGAGCGGCCAAUGGGUUUUGUGACCGGCGAUGAUCAAGGAUACAUCCAUGUUUACUCGUAUAUAAAAAUGGAGAAGCUGCAGAAGUUUAGAGGUCACGCGGAUUGCGUCACCUCACUUAUGUGGAACAUGGAUUCUCCUACUCCUGUCGCCUCAUUCAAGUGCCAUCCAGGAUAUGCUCAUGGUCUUGAUUAUUUCUGCCCGGGCGGGGCUUUGCCGUAUUUGGUUACACACACUAAGUAUGAGGGGAGUGCACAGAUCUGGGAUUUGCAAUCAAAUACAUGUAUUAAACAUAUCAACGGACUACAAGAUGAGAGGUGCAGUGUUGCUGUAGUUGAAGGUCCCUCGGGUCGUCCGAUUCUACUUACAGUGUCAGAGGACAACACUGUUGCUUUUUGUGACUCAGUUACUCACAGGUAUGAGAACAGGGUUAACUUUAAUUUGGGAGAUGUCCGGGACUUCGCAUACAUUACCAUGACAAAAAGCAUUGCCGUCCUAUGUGACAAUGGAAUUGCAAUCAUGGAAAUCGAUUGAUCUUCCACAAAGAUCCAGUUUCUAGCGAAGGCGUGACAGCUGUGGGUUUUGACGUUUAGUCGGUACUGUACGAUGUAUGAUGACAAUCUUGGAUCGUUUUGUAUCAGUCACCAUGUACAUUUUUGAAGCGCGCAUUGUACUUUUAGCGGAUACCAUCAUUUUCGUAAUACUGGAACCGGCAAAUGUUAACAACAAAUUGGUGCGACG
Lolium perenne is the source of this 2277-nucleotide messenger RNA. Lineage: Eukaryota; Viridiplantae; Streptophyta; Magnoliopsida; Poales; Poaceae. The record is from RefSeq and is a predicted model, not a curated record.